Molecule: messenger RNA, 4156 nt
Organism: Mesocricetus auratus (golden hamster)
Lineage: Eukaryota; Metazoa; Chordata; Mammalia; Rodentia; Cricetidae
Gene: Clic4
Product: chloride intracellular channel 4
Exons: 6
Coding region: 152-913 (253 amino acids)
Source: RefSeq, a predicted model, not a curated record
GAGGCCGAGGGCAGUUUGACGCCGGGACUGUCCAGUGAGCGAGCCAGCGAGCGAGCGAGAGAGCGAGCGCGCCGGGAACCCGCAGCCACAGCAGCCCCGGAGCCACAGCAACAGCCGCAGCCGCCGUCCGCGGAGUCCAGCCCAGCCGGCCAUGGCGCUGUCGAUGCCCCUGAACGGGUUGAAGGAGGAGGACAAAGAGCCCCUCAUCGAGCUCUUCGUCAAGGCUGGCAGUGAUGGCGAGAGCAUAGGAAACUGCCCCUUUUCACAGAGGCUCUUCAUGAUUCUUUGGCUCAAAGGAGUUGUGUUUAGUGUCACAACUGUUGACCUGAAAAGGAAGCCUGCAGAUCUGCAGAACUUGGCUCCCGGGACCCACCCACCGUUUAUAACCUUCAACAGCGAAGUCAAAACGGAUGUAAAUAAGAUUGAGGAAUUUCUUGAAGAAGUCUUGUGCCCCCCCAAGUACUUAAAGCUUUCACCAAAACACCCAGAGUCAAACACUGCUGGAAUGGACAUCUUUGCCAAAUUCUCUGCUUACAUCAAGAACUCAAGGCCAGAAGCUAAUGAAGCACUGGAGCGGGGACUCUUGAAGACGCUGCAGAAACUGGAUGAGUAUCUGAAUUCUCCCCUCCCUGAUGAAAUCGAUGAGAACAGCAUGGAGGACAUCAAGUUUUCCACACGGAGAUUUCUGGAUGGUGAUGAGAUGACACUAGCAGAUUGCAACCUGCUGCCCAAGCUGCACAUUGUCAAGGUGGUGGCCAAAAAAUACCGCAACUUUGAUAUUCCUAAAGAAAUGACGGGUAUCUGGAGAUACCUGACAAACGCCUACGGUAGGGAUGAGUUCACCAACACCUGUCCCAGCGACAAGGAGGUGGAAAUCGCAUACAGUGAUGUUGCCAAGAGACUUACCAAGUAAACAGCACUUUCAAGAGAGAUGCCUUCAGAGUCCCCCAAAAUAAGCUUUCCUAACAGACUGCUCUGCCUCCUCUAAAGUAGAAGUGUAUUUUGCAUGAACAUGCAGUUACUCAAGGCUAGGAUUAAAGAUAGACAAAGUGUAGUAGUUAUCUCCAAUACACACUCCUAAGCAGUAUUAUUCUAAAAUCCUCUACCCGGCCCACCUGCCCUUCCCAUCUGCUGUCCUCUGGUUCGGAGGUACUCCACCACAAGCUCGUCACAGGAGAGGCAGUUUGCCAUCACUCUGGAGCCCCGCCAUCGUGUCUAUUCACCGUGUGCAGAUGGCAGAACUUGAGGUGCAGUGUUCCACCGUUAGAAUAGUAGCCGUGACAUCCGGGCAGCCCACACUGGUGUAUAAUACAUGGUACAAAGAAUAUUUAUGUAUCGGGGGAGAGUUGUAAUAUUGAAUAAGGAUUAUGGAAGGAUUGCUACUGUGUUGGAAUGCUGUUUCAGUGUCGUCUGUCCUGGAGUGUGCUGAAGGGUGUUGCUGUCUGGAAGGACUGCCUUUUGUAGAGAGACUGCUGGUUUCUUGGUAGACAGUUAAUUUUGCCUAAAAUGUGUCAUUUGUAUAAAUCAUAACAUCCGAUACUAUGUAGAAACUGAAAAUUCUCAAAAAGAUAAGAGAAGAUGGGUGGGUUCUCUGUUGUGUUAUCUGCUGUGGGUUUCACCCAGGGCCACCCAUGCAUUUGCAACAGUAUUGCUGCCUUCAUUAUAACAGGUUUUCUCUUGCCCCCCCCCCCCCCCUUUUCCUAUGGAGCUUGGGAUGGAACCCAGGGCUUUGUGCAGCCCUGACAAGGCUCUGUCCCUGAGCUGCACCAAGCCCCGCUUCCCUCUUGUAAAAAGCUCCUUUCUUGGGUGAAGGUGUAUCUGCCUGUCUGAGCAACAUUGCACAGGCUGCCACUCAGCUGCCUCACUCUGUAACUAGCAUGUGAGUCACUCAGAAGUUAAUGGAGUUUCAGGGUCAGCUUGUGGGAAUGUCAGGUUCACUUUUCUCCUAAAGCGGACUCUUGGCGGGGGGGGGGGGUGGGAGAGUGGAAGAAUGCAACAUCUGCCCAUCUUAAGCUCCCAUGAAGCAUAGGUCACAUGCUCCCAUUCCACCUCCAUUUGCAUUAGGCCUAGUGGGAGGUCCUUCUCUUGGGAUAAAUUGUGGUUGUUCAUAGUGAGGUGUAUUUCCCAUAGUUUGGCCUAAUGUCAGUUGCCACACUGAGGAAUGGCACUCCGUUUUUUUUUCUUGCCAUUUGUUUUGAGAUAAGAUGUUUCUCGGAAGCCCUGGGACUUGAUAGGUGGACCAAGCUGACCUCAAAGUUGUGGCAAUCCUCCUGCAUUUGCGUCCUGCAUGCUGGGAUUAUGAGCCUGCACCAGCAUAUCUGGCUUGUUUUCUCAUUUUUUGCAGGAAGUCUAAGCUGACAGUUAUUUGAAGUCUAACAAAGGAGAGGUCUGCUGUGUCUUCACUGUCUCCCUUUCUGAGUAGCCCUCUAGAGCCUCCUCGUGACUGUACUAUGUUUUUGGUGAUUUUUUUCUAAUGUAACUUGUUCAAGAAGUGCUGUUUCCCACAACUUUCCACCCCACACUACACUGCUUUAAGGCAGCCUGCCCUCCCCUUUGGUAUGCAGAAAGUAAAUAAACACCGGGAAGCAUUCUGACUCAUCAGCAGCCCCCUUUUAAAACUUACCCGUAAUUCCCUUACUGUGGGGUACAAGGGAGGGCUUACCAUGUAUCCCUGUGGCUCAGGGAGAUGCCUUGGCCGUGGCUCACACCCUUACAGCUGACAGGGUGUGAGCGCCCAUCGCUGCAAACGCUGUGAGGUGAUGUGUCUGGUUCCAGCCAGAGGCACUAUCUCUUCUCCUUUGAGAAGGGACCCUGCAGUGUCUCCAUGGGCAGAAGUGUCCCAUCUUUACAUAGUGACAGCUUAUCCUUGGAUGGGAUUGCGUCUUUCGUGAGGAAGAUUCCAGAGAACGAAUGACUGCUCUUUCUGCAAGUGGACGCAGUGAGGGCUUCUCACUAGAGGUAGAGCAGGACAGCGAAGAGUCAGGAUGCACUGAAGCUGGGUGAGAUGCCCACCCUUGGGUGUUCAUUCUCCAUGGCUUCCUAAUUUGCCUCAUGGCUGCUCUUGCUGUCUUUGGAUGUCCAAGGAAGGGAAGCCUGCCUUGGUUUUUGAGACAAAGGCAGAAUUGUUAUUCUCAGUAGAGUGAUACAUUUUAGUUUUAUAUGAGAAAAGUCAGACAAAUUUGAGAGUGGUGGUAAAUGGACAAAAGCUAUAAAAAGGAAGGCCCGCACAAGUGCUCACUACUCCAUCUGUGCAAAGAUCCUGGCUUGGAAGAUGGAAAUGUGUUUCCGUGCCCUUGAUGCAGUGUGGGGCUGGAAUACAGGGUCAUCUAGUCUCAUGUCCACACCAGUGACUCAUCCUUGCGUUUAGCCCCCUUCCCUACGAGCCCUUCACCUCAGAGAGGGGGUUCUGAGUGGAGCCUCCCUCCCUGUUUCAGUGGAUACUGAGAAAAUAUUCAACAGUGGGAAAACUCACUGUUGUAAUUAUCACACCUUCCUGUGUUCUGCAGAUACAGAUUUUCAGUGCAGUGCACAUAAGAUUUUCUCAGUGACAUUAGCUUCCAAACUCUUGAGCAGUUUGCACACCAUUAUGAGAUUGAGUGUUUGUGCACUAGGAGGGUCAGCACCAGAACUUAGGCAUUUAUACUUCUGCUGAGUUAUUCCAGAGCCUCGCCAGACUUGCAUGUAGAUAGGAGUCAUUUCUUCAUAUUUAAGAAACCCAUUUAGGAAAGAUCUACAAAGUACAAGUGGGGGGAAGUAGAAAUUAUUUUAGUGAAGAUUUUGGUCCACACCUCAUCAAAUGGCAAUGAAUUCACCAGUCUCUUAGGCUGGUGAUAAUCAUGUGGGUCAGAGAGAGCGUGUGAGCCUUUGUCAAGAAACUUAAGGUAGGUUUCUAAAGGUUCAUCUUUACAAUUACCAAAGUGGGAGGCAACUAAAAUUAUUUUAUGGUGGAAAAUUUUUAAGUCCCAAGCCAUAAAAAUUCAGUUCCCAAGCCACGAUGCUGUACAGGACUGGAGUGUUUCUUUAUAGAAUUCCUUGGGUAGGGAUGAAAGCUCAGCACAGAAUGCUUGCAGUUUCUUUCUUCUCUCUGGAACAUCAACACCAGUAUAUUGCUGGCAGCUAUUGUAUUCUAAAAAAGUAAAUAAAUAUAUUUUCACUA